This is a messenger RNA of Melampsora larici-populina 98AG31, 1002 nucleotides long. RefSeq lists its product as uncharacterized. The record is from RefSeq and is a predicted model, not a curated record. Lineage: Eukaryota; Fungi; Basidiomycota; Pucciniomycetes; Pucciniales; Melampsoraceae. The transcript has 3 exons. The coding region runs from base 1 to 1002 and encodes 333 amino acids.
AUGACAUUGUACCUCCUACGCUACCAACCGGAGAAGUUAAAAGUUCUAGCUAUUGAAACAGACCAACCACCAGACAAUCAGCCAAAGAUGUCCAAGACACAUUCAACGGCAUUGCAACCGAACCAACCGAAUGAGCCCAUCCCCAAACCUCCAACCAAUCCCACCUCUAACACCCCAGGCAAACUGAAACCCGCGAGAGCUGCCGAACGAAUGAUCCCAAGAGGCAGACCUAUGUCUGACGAUGAUGAAGACCACGCGAGAGGGCCAACCGGCAGAGGUUUCGUCAAGAACGGAAUUGAAUUUGCAGACGGCGUGGUUCCCAGUCAUCACAUGGCCCAGCUGACAGUUUUCUGGGAUAACCAAAUUUGGAAGGUGAAAGGUUACGUACCAGUCUCAAUGUUCAACAGAGCCUGGCUAGAAGCAAACCGGGAAGUUGAAGGAAAGAAGUCCAAGAAGAAGAAGAAAGAAAAUGACUCAGAUUCAGAAGACGAGACUUACGAAGGCCUCACUUACCCUGCCAAACUACGUCUAAGCUACGGAGACUGGGUGACAUGUUUCAACUUGAUGCUUGAAUACUUGAGGAAUUGGUUUGAAUUUCAUCGCCUAGCAACUAAAUUUGAAAGACACAAAAAGAACGUUGAAGAAAUCAAAAGUGAAAACGACGACAACUGGAUGGUUGCACUCCAAUACGAUAUCCUUGUACGCCGCCAGAUUUGGACGAUCAGAGUAGAAGGUGGAAAAGUCGGAGACCCAGAUGAGCGUAGAAACGAUCAUAGAGAUGACUAUAGAACUGAUAGUCGGUCGUCAAAUCAUGUUAAACCCCAAACAAAGGGUAACAAUAACAACACCAAGAGGAACCAAAAGGCAUUGUGCUAUCAUGGUCCAGCAACCAGAAGUUCCCAGAUCUGUCCAGAUCAAGUGCCUACGCUGGCUAUGAACUCCACAUCGCGCCCCAACCCAGCUCUUACCACUGACCGUUUCCAAGCCAGUGCCAGAAAAUGA